This is a messenger RNA of Leptonychotes weddellii (Weddell seal), 3980 nucleotides long. The record is from RefSeq and is a predicted model, not a curated record. NCBI's taxonomy places the organism in Eukaryota, Metazoa, Chordata, Mammalia, Carnivora, Phocidae.
CCAAUGGGGAGCCACGCGCCGGUGGCGUAGAGGAGAUGACGAAAAGAUAACGGCUACAGCGAGCCGACUAUCAGGCCCCCUCUGGGCUUUUCCAGAAAGGCCUGAAGCCAGUCUUGCAGAGGGCUUGGAGUAGACGUUGGAUGACAGAACCCUGGGCCAUGCAGGGCGCUGAGGAGCCGGGGGCUGGGAGCGGCAGCCAUGACCUCUCAGGAGAAGCCCCUGGGGCCCGGUCUCCCCUGCUGACCACUGGUUAAAGGGGGCUACUGCUCAAGUAUGGAAAUGCAGCACCAAUUCUUGGACAACCAUAAAACCUCACAAGCUUCAAGCCCCCAGAGGAAUCUCCAAAUCUCAGAACUUCCCUGUCACUGCAGCCUAGAAUUUAAGACCCAAGACUGUUUGGCCCAAGGAAACCUGGGGGUUUUUAAGCCCGCCCAGCACCAAAGAAGGCAGAGCCCCCACUUGCCAGCUCUGUCAUCUUGGGCAAGUCACUCGACUACUUCGCGCCUCUGUUUUCCCCAUCUGUAUAACGGCCAUGAUGACAAGAUGGACCGCAAAGGGCUGUGGUGAGGAUUGAAUGUGAUCACUUGGGAGAAUCGUCCAGCACGGUGUCUGGCUUGUGGAAAAUUGGAGAUAAAUGUCAGCUAUGGGGAUGAUGAUGGAUAUAUGGCAUCUGAAAACCUUGGAAACUGGGAUUUUUCAAAGUAGAAAAUCGCAAAGGCUGAGGGCCUCAGAAGCAUCAGGUCAUGGUGUCCCUGACUAGGAGAGGGUCGGGGCCCUAAGGGGCCUCUGGGCUUCGUGAGGACGGAUGCAUUAACACCGGGGGCCUCAUCAGGACCUUCCCUGUAGGGUACCCUCCAGGUUAGAGCUCUCAGGCCCUACGAUGUUAUGAGGCGAGACUUUUCUCCCUCUCCUCACUCAGUGAUGCUAAGUGGAUUCUGGGAGGCAGUAAUUCUCAGACUGUUAGAUUCUGUGACUUGUGCAUUUUCCUCUGUGAAAUAACUUCCAUGCCCCCCUCUGUGGGGAGAUGGAUUGCAGAGCUCCCCCUCCUUGGGCAGUAAGAGCAGUGAUGACCAUCAAUUCUACCUAAGGGGAAAUAGGCAUGGAGCAGGGCAAAGCCUCUGGAAACCCAGCCCUAUUCAGUUUCUUUCCCUGGUUUUUUUCCCGUCCCAUCACAUUCACAGAGUGGUAUCUCUGCCUGCUUGGGACACCUCCGUGAUUUAUUUGAGUUUUUUUUUUUUCCCUUGUUUUUUUUUUUUUUUUCUAACUCUACACACUUUUGUGUAAAAAACUGUGGUUUCUCAUGAGCCCUGUUAUCUCAUUGAUACCUCUCACCUCUGUGGCAAGAGGAAGAAAUCAUAUUUUCAGAUGACUCGUAAAGGGCAAAGAAAAAACCCAAAAUUUCAAAAUUUCCGUUUAAGUCUCAUAAUCAAGAAGAGGAGAAACAGAGCACGCGAGAGAGAGAGAGAGAGAGAGAGCAAGAGAGAGAAAAAACUAUGAGAACCCCCCCCACCCCGUGAUUAUCAGCACACACACUCAUCGAAAAAAAAAAAUUGGAUUAUUAGAAGAGAGAGAGAGAGGUCUGUGGCUUCCACACCGUGGUUUUUCUUCUCGGUAUAAAAGCAAAGUUGUUUUUGAUAUGUGACAGUUUCCCACAAGCCAGGCUGAUCCUUUUCUGUCAGUCCACUUCACCAAGCCUGCCCUUGGACAAGGACCCAAUGCCCAACCCCAGGCCAACCAAGCCCUCGGCCCCUUCCUUGGCGCUUGGCCCAUCCCCGGGAGCCUCGCCCAGCUGGAGGGCUGCACCCAAGGCUUCAGACCUGCUUGGGGCCAAGGGCCCGGGGGCAACUUUCCAGGGCCGGGACCUCCGAGGCGGGGCCCAUGCCCCCACCUCCUCCUCUUUGAACCCCAUGCCACCAUCGCAGCUGCAGCUGCCCACAGUGCCCCUAGUCAUGGUGGCACCCUCCGGGGCACGGCUGGGCCCCUCACCCCACUUGCAGGCACUCCUCCAGGACAGGCCGCACUUCAUGCACCAGCUCUCAGCGGUGAAUACCCACGCUCGGACCCCGGUGCUGCAGGUACGCCCACUGGACAGCCCAGCUAUGAUCAGCCUGCCGCCACCCACUGCUGCCGCCAGCGUCUUCUCCCUCAAGGCCCGGCCCGGCCUGCCGCCUGGGAUCAACGUGACCAGCCUGGAGUGGGUGUCCAGGGAGCCAGCCUUACUCUGCACCUUCCCAAGCCCCGGCACACCCAGGAAAGACAGGUCAGUGGAUCAGGCUGGGAAGGACCCUUGCCCUGCCGUUGCCUCCCCUUACACCCUCUGUCCCCCUAGCGCCCUUUCGACCGUGCCCCAGGGCUCCUACUCGCUGCUGGCAAAUGGUGUCUGCAAGUGGCCCGGUUGUGAGAAGGUCUUCGAGGAGCCAGAGGAUUUCCUCAAGCACUGCCAGGCGGACCAUCUCCUAGACGAGAAGGGCAGGGCACAAUGUCUCCUCCAGAGGGAGGUGGUGCAGUCUCUGGAACAGCAGCUGGUGCUGGAGAAGGAGAAGCUGGGCGCUAUGCAGGCCCACCUGGCUGGGAAGAUGGCCCCGACCAAAGCUCCAGCCACGGCGUCAUCGGACAAGGGCUCCUCCUGCUGCAUCCUAGCUGCAGGUACUCCGGCUGCCCCUGGCCCAGCCUGGCCCAGCCCCCAGGAGGCCCCCGACGGCCUGUUUGCUGUGAGGAGGCACCUCUGGGGCAGCCAUGGAAACAGCACGUUCCCGGAGUUCUUCCACAACAUGGACUACUUCAAGUUCCACAACAUGCGGCCCCCCUUCACCUACGCGACCCUCAUCCGCUGGGCCAUCCUGGAGGCUCCCGAGAAGCAGCGGACACUCAACGAGAUCUACCACUGGUUCACACGCAUGUUUGCCUUCUUCAGGAACCACCCUGCCACCUGGAAGAAUGCCAUCCGCCACAACCUGAGCCUGCACAAGUGCUUCGUGCGGGUGGAGAGCGAGAAGGGGGCCGUGUGGACCGUGGAUGAGUUCGAGUUCCGCAAGAAGAGGAGCCAGAGGCCCAGCAGGAGCGCCAACCCCACACCCGGCCCCUGACCUCAAAACCAAGGAAAGGAGGAAGGAAGGACAGGGGCCAAAAUGGGGGGUGGAAGUGGCCGGGGGCAGGGGUGACGGGCCCUGGACGUGCCCACAGGGACCAAGAAGUGAGGUGUGCACAGUCUUGCCUGCCAGGGACCCUGAUCCUCAGCUGACCACCCUUCUAGAUCGUAUGCUCUGCACCAAGGCUGCUCAGAGGGGCCCCGGCCCCCCGGCCCACCGGCCCACCUUCCUGCAACAAGCUCUUUAGCCAAACUGAGCCUUCACAACCAAGCACACACAGCCUGCCUCAGUCGCUCUCAGAGAUGACCUCAGGGCUGGACAAGACACACACACAGCCACAACCCUGUCCCUUGGACACAGUACAAAGAGCCUGCCUCAGUACCCUCGGGCAACCUCAACUCCGCAGUCCCGCAGACAAUCAUACCUGAGCACAGUCCUGUCAACCCACGCACCCACGGCCAUCCCCCCCGCCCCGCCCUCACCUGCGCUGUGCCCAGGACCCCGCCCAGAAGCAGCCUUGGUACCUUCAGGAUCUCACGUCCCAAAGAGCCACACAAACACACCCCAGUCAUGCACAUUCUCACGCAGCCCCCAAAACAUCAGCUUGCUCACGCAGCCCACGAGAACACACCCGUGCAUCUCAUGUCAUGCACACGCACUUGGCACCCCAGUGGGUCUCCGGAGUCCCAAGUGGGCUUUCACAGCCACACACAUGGAAUCGCCGAACAGAUCCCAUGUCUCACCUGCCGCCCGCCGCACCUUCCCAGCCCUGAACCCUGUGUCCCCAUCCAGGCCUCAGCUUAGACUGCAGACAGAGCCCCUCGUUUAUUUGGGAUCCAAGGUCCUAACCCCAGUGCCCUCUCCAAUAAACUGCAGCCGAGUUCCCACGUU